UCUUGGAGAGCUGCUUGUUCCGUGUUGAUGUAAGUGAUAUGUGCAAUACUAUGCAAGGCACCCACAGAGAAGUUGAGCAGAUCGACAGUGAGAAGGUACGAGGGAACAGCUGCGGCGCGGCACCGGGACAGUGAUCGCGGAGCCUGGGGUGUCAUUUAGCGCGACGGCAGCCCCUCGUGCACGCUGCACCGGCUGACUAACUGCAUGCCACCUGCAGAGCGUGACGGCCCAUCGGAGCCAAGUUACCGAGACACUGACCAGGACACAUCAAGUAACGUAAAGAAUUCAGUCGCUAUGGAAAACCUGCGUGAUACAGAUGUCUACUUGUCUCUGUUGUCAUGGUUACCAUCAUGUGUGAUGGUAUUUGGUGGUGUCAUACCUUAUAUACCACAGUACCUACAAAUAAAAAGAACUGCCAAUGCAGAAGGCUUCUCUACACGUGUAUGUUUGAUCUUGUUGAUAGCUAAUAUUUUGAGGAUAUUCUUUUGGUUUGGGAAAUUCUUUGAACUGACUCUUCUUAUGCAGAGUUUUGUGAUGAUAACAGCAAUGCUGGCUCUGUUACACUUAUGCUGUACAACACAGGCAGCAAAUAAAGUCUCUACAAAGAGGCACUUCUUAACAGAUUUUGAUCUACAAUAUUUCUGGAACUGGAGUCACUUUGAGGAUUAUGUCCUCUGUUGUCUUUGCUUCACAGUUCUCUGCACAUUCAUCACGUACCUCUUCAUAGAGUCAAAAUUCUUCAUUGAAGGUGUUGGACUAAUAGCUAUCUUAACAGAAGCCAUGCUUGGAGUUCCUCAGCUGUUACAAAACUUCCACUAUCAAUCAACAAAAGGCAUGAGUGUGAAGAUGGUCAUCCUAUGGACAGCAGGGGACAUCUUUAAGACUGGAUAUUUCAUUAUCAAUGAGACGCCAGUGCAGUUUUGGCUUUGUGGUUCAUUGCAGAUCUUUAUCGAUGUGGCAAUUCUGCUUCAGGUCCUCCUCUAUAGACAGAGGGUACAUUCUAAAUAUGGUUGAAGUAGCUGAAUGAAAAAGUGGACAAUCAGAAUGAAUUCUGUAAAUGCACCUUGCUGGUCUGUGUUGUUACAGUGGGUGCAUGUUGAAUAUAUGGACCCUAUUUGCAUGACUCUAGUAUAGUCACCUCAGAUAUGUGAAAAGCCUGUAACGUGACUGUGUAACAAACUGAAUCUAAAGAACAAAUUUAAAGCAGAUCUAAAAAAAGAUUAAAGAACUGUAACUAAAGAAUGACAAAGAAGUGUAGAAAAAUACUGCUAGGAUAGUACAAUAACAACACAAUACUUUAUUUACUGCAACACAGUAAGCACUGCAAGAUAGCCUUCUCAUACAAAAGAAAUCUAAAUAAACAAUAAUCAAGUAUGUACCAGUUUUGUAUUCACAGAAACAAUUGUUACACAUAGUCAAUCUCUAGUAUUAAAAAAUGUGAGCAAAGUUACACUUUAUAUAUUACUACAUUAUGAAAGACUUCAGAGUCCAAUUCACAAAGAAGAUAUAAUUUACUGUAAUAUUGAGGAUACUUCACAAUAUUGCUUAUGCCAUUCAAUAUUUAUAGAAGUUUGAACAGUUCACCUAUGCAUUGCCAUGUUUUACUUUAGAAAGUCAUGGACUUAAUUAUAUAAAGAACAUAUAUGACGUAAAGACUUCUAAAUGUACCUUUAAGAUGUUUAUUUAAGGUCUUUUUUUUUCUUUUUUACAGAGGAAUAAAAUUCCAUGAAAUCCAUUUUAUGAAGCUGUAAUAUUCCCCACAACCUGGACAGCAAGAUAUAAUAACAUUGAAAUUGUUCUGUCCUACAGAUAAAGGAUACACUUCUUAUUUGUUGCAAAAUCAAGUGUUCCACUUAUCUCUGAGGCACUGUCACUUUAUCAUUAUGUUCAUAAUCUGUUUUGAGGGUUGUAGAGGGGCAUAGACCCCUGAAUUACAUGGAUACAGGAGACUUCUUUAGAGAUACCUAGUUUAAGUAUAUAUUACAUUAGUGUAUUGUAUCCCAUUUUAUAAUGGCAUCUGUGCUCUAUAAAGUUAUAACACUCACAGUUAUGAAACUGACCCAAAACACAUUAAAAUAUUCAAGGAAUUGAUGUUCAGAACUGACCUUUUUGCACUUUUCUUAGCAUUAGGGAGUCUGAU
Molecule: messenger RNA, 2140 nt
Organism: Protopterus annectens (West African lungfish)
Lineage: Eukaryota; Metazoa; Chordata; Ceratodontiformes; Protopteridae
Product: solute carrier family 66 member 2-like
Exons: 5
Coding region: 205-1014 (269 amino acids)
Biological process (GO): retrograde transport, endosome to Golgi; phospholipid translocation
Cellular component (GO): trans-Golgi network; endosome
Source: RefSeq, a predicted model, not a curated record